This is a messenger RNA of Cephus cinctus (wheat stem sawfly), 2680 nucleotides long. RefSeq names its product chitinase-3-like protein 2. Gene Ontology annotation, cellular component: extracellular region. Gene Ontology annotation, molecular function: chitin binding; chitinase activity. The record is from RefSeq and is a predicted model, not a curated record. The transcript is spliced from 7 exons. Gene Ontology annotation, biological process: carbohydrate metabolic process; chitin catabolic process. NCBI's taxonomy places the organism in Eukaryota, Metazoa, Arthropoda, Insecta, Hymenoptera, Cephidae. Bases 359 to 1774 code for a protein of 471 amino acids.
UGGCAAUCUCCCUACUCAUCUCUGGUAUCGCUUAAAACCGGAGCAUUGUGCAUCUCCCCACUCAUCUCUGUUUUCAGUAACUACAUAAUAUUCUACCAUUAAAAUUGGGGGGCGGCCGUAUCCCAGUGGAUAGGGUAGCGGAUUCACGACCGAAAGGUUGGAGGUUCGCGCCCAGCUUCCAGCGGCAUUCACCAAUGGGUUUUCAUAUGAAAACUUAAAAUAAGGCCCGUCUCGCAAGGUACAUCGCCAUCUAGUGUCGAACUUUCAAUCCUUGAUUAUUAGGACCAGUUACUGGCACAUGUCCCCCAUUGGGGAUAUAGCCGUAAGGAAAGGAAGGAAGGACCAUUAAAAUUGUUCAAUGGUUAAUCAAAUUUCUGUGCAACAGGCAAAGUAUAAACUGUUAACUGAUGUACGACAAAUUUCCGUCAAUUUCAGACCACGUUCAAAACUACAGGCAUUGUGUUUUAUUCUAAUCAUUCUUAUAUUCCUGCUACUUUUUACUAUAUACACUUCGAUCGGAAUACUGCCAUUGAAAUCCUCAAAUACAAGUAAUUUCCACAAAGAGGAUGAUGCCAAGAUUUCUACGUGGAUACGUCGAACUUGGUUAUAUGCCGAGUCGACGAAGAAGAACCAGAAUGCGGAAAAGAGCACAAUCUUCGACCAAGCUGAACAGCCUCGCAAAAAGUCAUUAGGCAAAAUCAUCGCCUGCUACUUUACAAUACCGAGAAACCUGAACACGUCGGGGGAGCUCAGUCCGUCACAGCUUGACCCUAAUCUUUGUACGCAUAUUAUCGUGGGUUUUGCGAGCGUGGUGAACUGUACUCUUAGUUUGGGAGAAAAUAUUUCAAUGUAUAGGGAAGUUGUAAACUUGAAGAUUCGUAAGCCCAAACUGAAAAUCAUGGUUAGUGUAGGUGGGACCAAUGAGCUCUAUUCUGGUUUUCCAGAAAUGGUUGAAACUCAUACUAACAGGAAGAAAUUUAUUAAUUCUGUCCUAAAUGUUACAAAAAACUUAAAUUUGGAUGGAUUAGAUAUAGAUUGGGAGUUCCCAGCAUGGCCAGAUAGUAAAACACGUCAAAAAAUACAUUUUGUGCAACUUUUACAGGAAUUGCAAAAGGUAUUUGAUCGUACGUCACCAAAUCUAAUUCUGUCUGUUGCAUUAGGUGCACCACCAGCAAUUAUUGCUCAAAGUUAUAAUGUUCCGCAACUAGCUCAGCACGUUGAUUUCGUUAAUCUGAUGACUUACGAUUACCAUUUUUUCGUCUGGUAUUUUCCUAUUACUGGUUUAAACGCACCUUUAUAUCCGCGAUCACCGGAGAUAGGGUAUUUGUCAACUCUAAAUGUAAAUUAUUCUGCAUACUAUCUCCUUUCUAAGGGAAUGCCACGUGAAAAAAUUGUCAUUGGCAUUCCAACUUAUGGGCAUUCCUAUAAGCUGGAUAACUCGUUGAAUCAUGAAGUGGGAUCCCCAGCAAAAAGUUUUGGCACUUCUGGAAGUGCUGGCUUUGUCCCAUAUUCAACAACCUGCAAGUUCUUACAUUCUGGAGCAGAGACUAUUUUCGAACACGAGAGUCGGGUUCCAUAUACUUAUAAAAAUGACGAGUGGAUUUCAUACGACGAUAUUUUAAGUGUAAAAUAUAAGAUCGAAUGGAUUCUUAAGAGCGGUUUUAAAGGGGCAAUGAUAUUUUCUUUAAAUACAGAUGACUGGUACGGUUCUUGUGCCGACAACACAACAUUUCCUCUAACUCGUAUAACGUCUAGUAUUCUAAAGCAUUCUUGAAACUUUCAAAGGAUUUUAAAUACAUUUAAAAGAUUGCACGAAGAAAAAAUUAAUGGUGCACUAUACUUAAAUCAUUCUAACCAAGCUUAUACAUUUAUCGGUAUUUACAUAUAUCAAGGUAGUGAUGUUAAUUUUAACAUUUAUAGCAAAAUAUGUCUGUAUGGUGUAUGGUGUAUGCUGUAUAUAAUAUGCUGUAUGGUGUAUCCCGUUGCUCUUUCGACUAUUGACCAAUUGCACUAUUGAACUCAUAAAUAGAUUUAAAAAAUUAUUAGCAGAAAUAUUGAUAAAUGUUACCACGCAAAUAUGAAAAAUAUGUUUCUUUUUGUUUAUUCCUUAACAUUUAACAUGCAAUACCAUUACAUUAUAGACGAUAUACGUUCUAAAAUAUGUGUAUGCAAAUCUCUAGAAAAUUUUAUACACUGGUCUUGCAGCUCUUGUUUUAUCAUACAGACAUAUGUAUAGUAAAUACAAGGUAAUUCACGGCAAACGCACCAACUGAAAUUGGCCGUCAAUGUGUUAAAUCUUAGCUAGUGAAAUAUGAUCUACCAUUAAAAUACUAAGCGUAUCUGCUUUCUGCGGAAUGGGUGGGUAUGAUACUGACGAAUGGGAGCGACGUCUAAGGUGUAGAUUGAUGAGAUUGAAGAUUUAAAUAUAAUACGAGGGUUAACUUACAGUGGUUGGUAUUGAUGAUCUUGCAAAGUAAGAGUCUUGCUACAUACCUCGCGCGGACAUGUGGUAUGAGCGCAUGGCCUGUUACUCAGCGCUUUAAGGCUUGCAUGAGGCAGUCGUAAAGUUCGAUGUGCCGAAAAUAAUUUGCUUAAGUAGAUCCACUUUGGGAUAUAACAAGUGGAUGAUUUCAUGAAUAAGAGCAGGGUGGUAUCAUUAAAGAAAUGAAAGUUAACGUCA